This is a messenger RNA of Dracunculus medinensis (Guinea worm), 498 nucleotides long. The record is from the annotation of a GenBank genome assembly. Lineage: Eukaryota; Metazoa; Nematoda; Chromadorea; Rhabditida; Dracunculidae.
UUGGCGGAUGAUACGAAUUCAUUAUUAAAAUCGGCAACAAUGCGACAUUUGGAUAAAUUUGCUGGCGAUGGCCUACGAACACUUUGCUUAGCGAGAAAGUCAAUUAGUGCGGCGUAUUUACAAAGCUGGCAGAAAAAACAAAAAAAGGCAGUCGUUGAUCUGGUUAAUCGUGAGCAAAAAUUACAUGAUCUUUAUGAAGAAAUCGAAAUGGGUAUGGAAUUGCUUGGUGCAACUGCAAUUGAGGAUAAAUUGCAAGACGGUGUGCCGGAAACAAUUGCAAAGUUAUCUAAGGCCAAUAUCAAAAUCUGGGUUCUAACUGGUGACAAACAAGAAACUGCUAUAAACAUCGGUUAUUCAUGUCGGUUAUUAACUGAAAAUAUGAAGGAAGUUUUUGUUAUUGAUGGUGAAAAUGAACGCGAAGUGGAAGUCCAAUUAAAAGCUGUACGGCGUCGUUUGGAAGAAGCUUUUGGUCCGGUAAGUUUUAUUUUUAUCUCUUAA